AACCAUGACAGCCAGGAGUGUGAGAAAAGCCUCCCUGGGAAGGGUGACUUUGACUAAGACACUCACUCCUUCUGCUGAAAGAAAUCAUGAUUGUGCAGUUUGUGGGAAAAGUUUCAGCAAGAAGGGUGAACUCAAGACACACAGCCUUUCACACACUGCUGAAAAAAAUCAUGAAUGUGAAGUUUGUGGGAAAAGAUUUUAUUAUAAGUGUCACCUCAAUACACACACCCUUACACACACUGGUGAAAGAAAUUAUGAAUGUGAAGUUUGUGGGAAAAGAUUUAAUCUGAAGAGUACCCUCACCAGACACAUCCUUACACACACUGGUGAAAGAAAUUAUGAAUGUGAAGUUUGUGGGAAAAGAUUUAAUCUGAAGAGUCACCUCAACAGACACAUCCUUACACACACUGGUGAAAGAAAUUAUGAAUGUGAAGUUUGUGGGAAAAGAUUUAUUCAUAAGGGUCACCUCAAUACACACAUCUUUACACACACUGGUGAAAGAAAUUAUGGAUGUGAAGUUUGUGGGAAAAGAUUUAAUCAGAAGAGUCACCUCAACACACACAUCCUUACACACACUGGUGAGAGAAAUCAUGAAUGUGAAGUCUGUGGGAAAAGAUUUAAUCAGAAGAGUAACCUCAACAGACACAUCCUUACACACACUGGCGAAAAAAAUAAUGAAUGUGAAGUUUGUGGGAAAAUAUUUAAUCGGAAGAGUAACCUCAACAGACACAUCCUUACACACACUGGUGAGAGAAAUCAUGAAUGUGAAGUCUGUGGAAAAAGAUUCUGUUUAAAGUCAUACCUGAAGAGACAUAGCAUAAGACACACUGGUCACAAAGGGUUCAAAUGUGAUGCUUGUGGAAAGCGUUUCAUGACCAGAGGUGAGAUUACUAAACAUGUGAAGAUUCACCUCUGAGGUGUUGU
Eriocheir sinensis (Chinese mitten crab) is the source of this 924-nucleotide messenger RNA. RefSeq names its product zinc finger protein 714-like. Gene Ontology annotation, molecular function: RNA polymerase II cis-regulatory region sequence-specific DNA binding; DNA-binding transcription factor activity. Gene Ontology annotation, biological process: regulation of transcription by RNA polymerase II. The transcript has a single exon. Lineage: Eukaryota; Metazoa; Arthropoda; Malacostraca; Decapoda; Varunidae. The coding region runs from base 5 to 916 and encodes 303 amino acids. The record is from RefSeq and is a predicted model, not a curated record.